AUGACAGCCUCGCAGGCGCCCUACGCCCUGGGGGGCUCGGAGCCGGAGGAGCGCGGCCUCAGCAGGAAGGACUACGGCAGGACGUGGAUCUACAUGCCCGACGGAGACGGCGUCCCCCGAGUGGCCAUCCUGGAGGUGGAAGGCAAGUCCUGGCAGCACCGUCGCAAGGACGCUAGGCUCGACCUGGAUGAGGACAUCGUGUUCCAGCUGUACACCAGGGAGUCCAACUCAACCGGCCACCCCGUGCGGGUGAACGACACGCAGACGCUGAAGAGCGCCGGGUUCGACCCCAGGAAGGACCUGAAGGUGGUCGUGCACGGCUGGAAGUCCAGCGGCGACAGCCGGACCGUCGGCGGCAUCAAGGACGCGUACCUGGAGGCGGACGACGUGAACGUGGUGGUGGUGGACUGGUCGCGGCUCGCCUCCAACAUCGUCUACUACUACCCGGCCUCCAACACGAAGCCCGUGGGGCGGCGCAUCGCGGACCUGGUGCGCACGCUGGAGGCGGCGGGGGCGGAGCGCCGCCGCACGCACCUGGUGGGGCACAGCCUGGGGGCGCACGUCGUGGGCUACGCCGGCCAGGCGCUGCGGCCCGACAAGGUCGCCAGGGUCACCGGUCUGGACCCGGCGCUGCCGCUCUUCCAGUACUGGGCGGGGCCCGAGGACCGCCUGGACCAGGGGGACGCCGAGUUCGUCGACGUGAUCCACACGUGCUCCAACGUGCUGGGCUACGGCUCGCCCGUCGGCCACGCAGACUUCUACCCCAACGGCGGCUCCACCUUCCAGCCGGGCUGCUGCUGCCUGCCCGAGUUCGUAGACGCGUGCAGCCACAGCAGGUCGCACCAGUACUUCGCCGAGUCCAUCACCUCGACGGUGGGCUUCCGGUCGCUGCGCUGCGACACCUGGAGCGACUUCGAGGCGGGUCGCUGCGACAACGCGACGGCCGUCGACAUGGGCGAGAAGACGCCGCCCGAGUGA
Bacillus rossius redtenbacheri is the source of this 978-nucleotide messenger RNA. RefSeq names its product inactive pancreatic lipase-related protein 1-like. Gene Ontology annotation, biological process: lipid catabolic process. Lineage: Eukaryota; Metazoa; Arthropoda; Insecta; Phasmatodea; Bacillidae. The transcript has 6 exons. Gene Ontology annotation, molecular function: lipase activity. The coding region runs from base 1 to 978 and encodes 325 amino acids. The record is from RefSeq and is a predicted model, not a curated record.